Radiomyces spectabilis is the source of this 2509-nucleotide messenger RNA. RefSeq lists its product as uncharacterized. The record is from RefSeq and is a predicted model, not a curated record. The transcript is spliced from 13 exons. The coding region runs from base 166 to 2454 and encodes 762 amino acids. Lineage: Eukaryota; Fungi; Mucoromycota; Mucoromycetes; Mucorales; Radiomycetaceae.
UGCAGCAUGGUUCAGCGUAUGGAUAUCGUAAAAAGAGUCCAUCCAAGUAUAAGCUCUAUUAACACUUUUUUUUAAUUAGCUAAUGCCAAAGUUUUUCCGCUUUCAUACGUCAACGAGGCUACUUACCAAGAAUGGACAACGCAAUUAGACGAACUUGCACGGCGCAUGAAGACCGAUAUCUACUUUGAUUUUGACAAUCAGUAUUUUGACAUCAAAGGCCGUUCCCAAAAAGCAUGUGACGAGACGAUGCGGCUUAUUGUACAAGUACUACUGCCUCACCUGCACAAGGAGAUUGAUGAAAUGAAAUUGGAUGGCACCUACCCUAAAGUUUCAUCGGGGAUUGUACGCUCUCCGUCGGAAGACAGGGCAUCUCCCAUGUCUCGCGCUUCGUCUCGAUCUUCCAUGUCGCGUCCUGCGUCCACAAGAGCAUCGAGCUCGUCGGAUGUGUUUCGUGCCACUGGCAAACCGCUGGAUCUUUCAAAAUUGGAUAACGAUAAAGACGAUUCUGAUAGCGACCAUUCGGACGGCAGCGAUGACAAUUCGGACGCAAAUACCUUUAAGGAUACCUUUACCUUUGCUAAAAACAUUGCUAAUCCCCAAGACGUGUUGGUCGGUCCACCUAUGAAUAACAUGCAAAAAGCCGAUUACCUCACGAUCGUUGGCGAUGACACCGACACACAGUGUUGGUUAGAUGGAAGGCAAGUCCAUAUUGUUGGCUCGAGCGAGGAAGAUGUACAAGAGGCUCUUUCGCGAUUCAGAAAUCUGCAAACAAUCUACAAACGUCGUAAGAGGGGAAAGACGAUCGUGCCUUGCGUUCACUAUCCGACCGAGUCACCCCACUAUGGCCUUUACUUUUGCGACAUUGAACGUUACGUGUAUAAAAACUUUAUUGGUGUUCAAGGAGGCCUACCUUCGCCGUUAUACGUUCUUCUUCCCGUUUUCAAAGAUGCGUCGGGCCAGUAUCAGAAACCCAAGGACAUGAUCGACUUGUCACCGCCGGCCAUGCCCAAGGCCCCCAUCCCUGCUGCGCCACAAUGGGUGCCACAUCAGCAUUUUCAGGAACAGCAAGCGUACAAUCAACGCAUGUUGAAUGAAACCAUGUCGGCCGCGCAGACAACACCCAAAAAGCAACCUCGGCCCAAGCCGCCGCAGCAGCGUGGCUCCGGAAGCAUGCGUCCAUCUGCUCCUUCCACUCCAUCCGGUCAAACCUCGCCACUGCCAGAAUGGGCUCCGGUCGAUUAUCAAAACAUAGCACCCGAUAGUACGCCGUUGUGGGGCGAGCAUAGAACAUUCAUGACGGAACGAUCGACCACCCCAAGACCCUCCAGUGGCAACAGCUAUGCAUCCCAUGCAGCGCCUCCGGUAGCUUCGCCCGUUGCCAAACCGCAAGAAGAUUUCCCGGCUUUGCCCUCGGCACCCAAAAAACCUUCGAUGGCUUCCCAAAUGCAAGGUCUUCAGCGGCGUGUCAUGCGUCUCAACUUACAGAAAGCGGGUCGUCCCAAACCUCCGACCAAAUCACUACUAGAAAUGGCAAAAGAGUACAAUUUACACAACAUGAAGACCGCACUUGAAGAUGGUCUGAACGGUGUUCGCGGUUUUAGAGGCGAGAUCAAACUGGGUGCAAAGCUUGGUAAAGUGAUGUGGGACAACUUGUCGGCGGAUGUACGAAAGAAGAUCUGGCAGUUCCAAGAGAUUAAGGAUGUCGUCGUGAAAGAAUUGGGAGUGCGUCCUGUUUUUAAUAAUAUGACCACCGCAUCCGAAGAGACUAUCACUCGCAUCUCUGAAAUUUUACCCAGCCCUUUCAGCAAAAUCGCCUAUUUUGAGAUUCAUGCAAACGCAAGGAACCAGCCGGCUCUGCCCUAUAAACCAGUGAUUAUGUACAUGAAUCAGGGACACGUCGAGCUUCAAAAAGUGGUUAUGCGCAAAGAUACAAUUACCGAAAUCGACUGGAUCUCGCUUGAUAGAAAAUUGGAUUUCCAAGUGUCGCUCACCACCCAAGAACUUGGACGCACAGAUGUGAAACCCUAUACAACCUUUAUCAAAAAGGUGUCGGUCAGCCCCAUCACACGCCAAAUGACUUAUGAAAAUAUUCCCGACUUUUUGGAAGUCACUCAUAUUUUGCUGAAGCAGACGACGAAAUAUCGAAUUCACUUCCCAUUCGUUGUGGAAAUCACUCGCGUGGAGCGUUUGCCGCUGCAGCGCCAAAAGUCGAUGGGCUAUGGUGUAGAAAAGAUCAUGGGUGUCACGGGCAAGGGACAGGUGUGGUAUGAUCUGGAAGUAUUUUAUACUCUGCACAAUGAACCGUUCAAAUCCAAUUUGGAACUCCCUGUCGGCAAGCUGGUCUCAUGGACGGUGGAGGAUAUUUUGGGUGGCGAAGAUCAAACGAGCGCUUUGGUUGAAUAUGUCCGUUGUCUGCUAUUGCUCGUUGAAAAAUCCGAGGCCUUGCUGUCUUGAAAAGUUUUAGCACUAUUCUAUGCAAUAAAAGUGAAUGUUUGGAUACACAUGCCCC